AUGCCUAAAGACGGUUUGAGAGUGCCAGCUGAAGAACUACUGAACAACUUUGUGUUCAAGAGCACGGUGAGGGUGUCUGUGCUGAACCAGGAGAUAAAAAAACACAGAAGCAUGCAGGGCCCCAAAGAAACAGAAUAUGCAGAUCUGUGCACUGCAGUUCUGAAGCAUGCGGAUGACACCCGAAAUAUUUUGUGCUACAUCGACAACCUAAAUAUUGAAGAGACAGAGAAAGAGGCCCUGCGUCAGUAUGCUGGGAUGGCCAGCUUAGAAAGCGUUAUAUACAACAUGGGGCAUGCACUGAUAGAAAUGAAGGGGCUUCAGGUGGUAUCAAACAUAAACACGUGCUUUGUAAGAAGAACCAGGAAGUUUUGGAUAGAUCUGGACAACGUUGAGACCAUAUACAGCUUAAUUAUUCCAUAUCUGCCGGUGUAUAUAUUUGGAGACGACGGAUCUGGAAAAAUAUCAUCGUACAUCUCCAGCGUGUACUUUGAUACCGAGAACUUCGGCCUGUACAAUAAAAGAAUCCGAAGAGACCAGGGGGCAAAGUCGCUUAGAAUAAGAAGCUAUGGAGAGUCGUCCAUAAUAUCAUAUGUCGAGCUGAAAACCCACGAAGACGGGUGGACCGGCGAAAGAAGCACAAAAAAGAGAUUCCUGAUAAACACAAAGCUAAUUAACAGCCUGGCACAGGGCACAGAUAUCUGGAGCAGCAUUGAGUCCAUCAACGUAGGGGUUGAAGGCGCUUUUGCGCUGUACACAGAAGUCCUUGCCCUCAUCAGAGAAAUGUCGUUGAACCCUGUUGUAAAAACAGUGUACAGCCGAACAGCCUUCCAAUUCCCGGGGGACUCCUCAAUUAGAAUAUCUUUGGACACAAACCUGGCCAUGUGGACCGAAAAGUCCGGGAAGCUCUUCCCAUACGCCAUACUCGAGGUAAAGCUUGAGGAGGGCAAAGAGCCGGACUGGAUCCUAGAGCUAAUGAACAGCCCUCUUGUGGUGCCAGUUGACAAGUUUUCCAAGUAUCUGCACGGGUGCUCUGUUCAUUACGAUAACGUGCCGUGCAUACCAUACUGGUACAACCAGAUAACCGUUCCUAUCAAAAGACAAACUGAAAUUUCACAUAGAGAAGUAACUGCAGAAAGACUCGCUAGGCUAGGCACAGAAAUAUCCGAAAUAAUGAAAAAAUUCACAACCCUGGAGUCAAACGAAUACGCUCUCCCCAUGCAGGCAGACAGCAGCAGCUCAGAUUACUAUGAAAGAAGCGCAGGCGUGCCCUUUGGCAGCACGGUUGCCAUAGACCCAGUCCACGGAAGUGUGGAAGAAAGAAGAUCGGCACCCCAAACAAAAUCUCCACAGCAAGCACAAAUACAGAACUCAAACAUAAACAGACCACAAACAAUGGCAGAGGAAAAUACAAGAGGAAACUUUUUCCAACCAACGGCAUUACGGGCAACAGAGGGCCCAGCAGUUCCCAGUUCGGCAUCGGACAAGCCCAUUGCAGUUCCUGUGCGCGUUGAGCCCAAGGUGUUCUUUGCAAACGAAAGAACAUUCCUUUCCUGGCUGCAUUUUGCUAUUUUUAUCGGUGGCAUAGGGGCAGCCCUAAUGGGCCUGGGCGACAUUCAGGCAGCUCUUUCUGGAGUCUGUUUUGUGAUAGUCUCGAUUAUAUUUUCGAUUUAUGCCUUGUACUUGUACGUGUGGAGAGCCAGGAAAAUAAAGGAAAAAGACCCCGGCCCGUACGACGACCACAACGGCCCUAUAGUCCUGGUUGCAGUCUUCCUGUCUGCAAUGGUUACUUCUGUUUUCUUCAAAUUUCCAGUAAAGUAA
Nematocida major is the source of this 1818-nucleotide messenger RNA. RefSeq lists its product as uncharacterized. Bases 1 to 1818 code for a protein of 605 amino acids. NCBI's taxonomy places the organism in Eukaryota, Fungi, Microsporidia. The record is from RefSeq and is a predicted model, not a curated record. The transcript has a single exon.